Messenger RNA from Theobroma umbraticum, 1770 nucleotides. Its product is annotated as purple acid phosphatase 3-like. Gene Ontology annotation, molecular function: acid phosphatase activity. The record is from RefSeq and is a predicted model, not a curated record. Lineage: Eukaryota; Viridiplantae; Streptophyta; Magnoliopsida; Malvales; Malvaceae.
CCCUUGGAAGAGCUAAGUGAAUUCUAUCCGUAAAUUUCUUAAGUGAUCCAUCUGAGUUAAUGGAUGGUUCAUGUAAGCAUUUCAUCUCGUUGAGCUUGGCCUGGCUAGCUUUCUUCUGUUUGUGCUUUACUUUUGUCUCAGCAGAGCUGCAGCGAUUCCAACAGCCAGCAAAAGCCGAUGGGUCACUUGGCUUUUUGGUGAUAGGAGACUGGGGAAGAAAAGGAGCUUAUAAUCAAUCGGAAGUGGCCCUUCAGAUGGGGAAGGUUGGAGAGAAACUAAGCAUAGACUUCGUGGCCUCGACUGGCGACAAUUUUUAUGACAAGGGGCUGUCCAGCCCAUGUGACCCUGAUUUCAAGGACUCAUUCACCGAAAUCUACACUGCAAACAGCUUGCAAAAGCAAUGGUAUAGUGUUUUGGGGAACCACGAUUACAUGGGAAAUGUGCGGGCACAGUUGAGCCCCAUUCUCCGGAGGAUAGACAGCAGAUGGCUUUGCCGAAGAUCUUUUAUAGUUAACACCGAAAUCGCGGAAUUGUUCUUCAUCGACACCACUCCAUUUGUUGACGAGUACUUCCGAAACCCAAAGCACCAAAAAUUUGACUGGAGAGGAGUGAUUCCCAGGAAGAAAUACCUCAGGCGGGUUCUAAAGGACGUGGAAUCGGCACUGAGGGAGUCGGUUGCUAACUGGAAAAUAGUAAUUGGACAUCAUCCCAUCAGAAGCAUGGGGCACCAUGGUGAAACCAAGGAGCUCAUAAUGCAGCUUCUACCAGUCCUCGAGGCAAACAAUGUCGAUAUGUACAUCAAUGGGCAUGAUCACUGCUUGGAACACAUCAGUAGCAUCACAAGCCCACUCCAAUUUUUAACCAGUGGAGGAGGUUCAAAGGCAUGGAAGGGUGACUUUCAUUAUUUAGACCGAGAUGAAAUGAAAUUCUAUUAUGACGGCCAAGGAUUCAUGUCUGUAGAACUAACUCAAACCAAUGCCAGGAUUGUCUUCCAUGAUGUUUUGGGCAAAGUUCUGCAUAGCUUAGAUCUAUCCAAGCAACUCUACACUGCAAUGUAGUUUUUAUAGUUUUGAGAUUGAAGAAUAAUCCAGCAAGUCACUGCCUUGGAAGAACAUCCAAAAAUGUUUGUGAAAAUGAAAAAAGAAAAUAGAAAAAGGUAACAAAAAUAAACAGGAAUGGCAGCCACUCACAUCAGAGAUCUUUUUUUGUUCAUAGGCCUGAGUGUAGCUAGGUGUUACGUUUAUGGCAGUUCUCUGAUCUGAAAUUCUUGAUCAAGCAAGAUACAAUAGAGAAUAUUGAAUAAAGAAGAGAAGAGAAGAACUCCCUAAGCUUCAUUAGUUUAAUCACUUAAUUAAAUUCUUUGUAUUCUGCAUCAAGGCGUUUCUUGCAAUACAAUAGUAUCUGAAAUUCUGAAUUUGCUGUAAUACCCAACACCCAAAUACGUCGACUCAUUGGGACAAUUGACACUCUAAUAAAGUACCAUUGGGACAAUUGACACUCUAAUAAAGUACCAGAAUGCUUCGCAUAUGAGUCAAAUCAGACCAUAAAACUCACCUAAAUGUAAGUGUGCUUUAAAGCCUGCCAAUUAAAAGCAGCAAACAUCUCAAAGUUACUGCCGUUAUUCAUCCAAUAUGAUAUUUGCCUUCGCAAAAGACAGCACCUAUAAUCACUAAUUUAUAUUUAUUCCAUGAAAUCAAAAAGAUUUAGCACCCAGAAACCUCAAGUGGCCUUCUUUAUCCUUCAGCCAUCUCAACAAUACAGGUAAUUCAG